This is a messenger RNA of Tetrahymena thermophila SB210, 5694 nucleotides long. RefSeq lists its product as hypothetical. Lineage: Eukaryota; Ciliophora; Oligohymenophorea; Hymenostomatida; Tetrahymenidae. The transcript is spliced from 13 exons. The record is from RefSeq and is a predicted model, not a curated record.
AUGUAUAAUAAUUAGAUAAAGAAGUCUUCGUUAGACUUGAAUAAUGAUAGCAUUAGAGGAGGAGCAAAUUAUGGUUAUACAGCUUCUAAAAACUAAUAAUAAAUAUAAUAAAGAUUAAAAAAUAUGAUCGAUUAGCAAUCAACUCUCAAAAGACAUGGAAGUUAUGAUAACAGAUAGUUCAGAAAUACUUUUGAUUUUGACAAUUCGUAUAGCAAUAAAGCAUCUAUGAACAAAGACACUAAAAAUUAUUUAAAAAUUCAACCAUUUCAAGUAUCUUCUUAAUAAACUUAAAAUUUGGAUUACACUGCAGGUUAUCAAUCAUUAUCGCCAAUUAGUCGAUAAAUAAUGAAGAAAAAAAUGAACUAAUCACUUUAAUUGUAAAAUGAGUCAAUAAAUAAUACUCAAGAAUAUGAUUUUCAAGCUGAGUCAGCAAAUUAACAGCUUGGAUAUUUUUAAGUUCCUUUAUAAUCUCCACAAAAUAACAAUUUAAAGUCUUCAUAAAUCUAAUAAUAGGGACCUAACCAUCAGUACAUCAAUCUUUCAAACUACUCUAAUUAACAAUAAAAAAAUUAGGUGAUUCAAAACAAUUAAAUACCUCAAAUGAGCUAAAUAUAAUAGCCUUAAAUCACCAUGACUACAUCAACUUUUGUACCUCCAAAUCAAUAAAAUAAUCUUUAAAAAUACUAUUUUUCUUCUCCUAUGUAAUAAAAUUACAUGGUAAGAAACAAUAAAAUAAAUCAAAGUGUUGAUUUAAGUUAAUCAGAUAAUAUGCAGCUAUAGAUGGCAAAAAAGAAUUUAAAUUAUAGUUUGAUCUAACCUUAAAGCACCAUACUAAGUGGUAAUAGUUUAAGCAUGCAAAAAGUGAAUACUCUUCCAACUGAGAUGAGUGAUAUCUCAUAUGACAAUAAAUGCUUAAAUAAUAGAAUAGAUUAUCUUUAUUAAGAAAACUAGUAAUUAACUAAUGAACUUUAGGAUACAUUAAAUUAAUCAAAGUAAUACCAAUAGCAAUACACAGACUAGCUUAAUCAGCAUAAUUAGCUUCAGUAGAUAUACAAUCCUAAAAUGAAUACUAAUACGAAUAUCAACUCUUCCAUGGAGAGCUUAUCUAACCGUAUGGUUUAGGAAAAUUUACAGAAUUAUUCCAAUAAAAGAGAAUAAGGAGUAUUUAUGAAUCAAGAAUAAGUUGAAAAUAUAUAAAAUUAGCUUGAUGAGAUUAAGCAAUAUUUAUAGAAGUAAAAUACUCUUUAAAAAGGAGACUUUAGAUAAAGCACGAUUCAAUCUGAUUUAUUGCUGAAUAAAAUCAUGUCUUAAAAAAAAAAUAAUGAAUCCCUUGAUGAGUUUAAAGAGGCUUUGGCUAGUACAACUUCUGUUUAAAAUUUAUCUAAACGCUAAUCUGCCUUACAACAAGCUUUAUCGAUUAAUCUUAAUUCAAGUAGAUUAGGAAAGAUGAACUUAAAACAGAGCUUAAAUAAUCAAUUAGGUAAUAAAGUUGUAAUACAACACAUUCAAACAUAACUUUAGAAUAAAUCUUAAUAAAGUAUUGAAAGUAAUCCAAAUGCAAACAAUAAUUAAAGUAUGAAAGAUUUAAAUAACGAUCAUACCAAUGUUUAGAUUAAAAACAAUAAUCAUAUCACUGCGAGUGGAGAUAAAAAUGAUGUAAAUUUGCUAAGCAUGAGUAAUAGUAUUAGAAGUAAAAAUUAAAGUAUUCAAAAAUCAGACUAAAUUCAUUAAAAUACCAAAAAUACGAAAAGCACUGACAUGAAUAUAUAAAAGGCUAUCAAAAGUAACUUAUCUAUUGAUAAGGAAGAUAUAAAAAAAAGAUUAAAUAGCGUAUAAAACAACAGGACCUCACAAUCUUAAGAUUAUUACAUUGAACCCUUGAGUAAGGAAACAAUAGAUAGUGCGUUAGAUGUUGAAAAUGAGUCAACAAAGACAAAUAAUAAUCAAGAAAAUAAAAUUCCAAGUUAGAAUUUAUCUGUGUGCUAAUAAAAUUUGACCCUUUAAGAGUAGUUGUAAUAGAAGGAAGAAUAAAUUAAAAAGUUAGAUUAGUAGAUACUUUAGCUUUAACAAGAGUAGGUUUAGAUUAAAAUAAAUUACGAAACUGAAAAAAGUUAAUUAAAAAAUGAAAAUAUUUUACUUGAAGGAAGAAUAAAGCAAAAAGAAUAAUUUGAGGAAGAGAGGAUAAAACAUGAAGAAAUAAUAAAAGAGCAGUAAAUGAUCAUGAAACAAAACUAAGAUUCUAUAAUAUAAGAAUUGCAAUCAAAAAAUUAGAAUUUAGUAAAAGAGCUAUAGCAAGCUGAAAAAAAUAAUUAAGAUUUAUAGGCUUAACUAUAAAACUACUAAAAAUAAUAAAAAUUUUUGUCGAGUUCUGUUAAAGAAAAAGAUCAGUUAAUUGAAAAAAUCAAGAAAGAUAAUCAGAAUUUGAUAGAAUAAAAAAAUAUCAUGGACUUUAAUAUGGGAGCUUCAGGUAACAUGAUGGGAAGCUAUCAGCAAUAAAUCAAUCUUGAGUAAAUGCAAAAGUAGUUUGCCCACGUUUUAGAAAUGAAAGAUAGAGAAAUUAUGGAAUUAAAAGGAAUGUAGGAAUAAUUAACUUUAAAGAUUAAGUCUUAUGAAGAAUAAUUGAAUUAAAUUACAAAUAGUGAUCAAUAAAGUAUGAUGAAGUAAAUUUAAAUUUCUAAAGGAACUAUUGAUUAGUUAAGUUAGUAAAUUGAGAGAUAUAAAUAAGAAUUACACACUGUUCAGCUAUCUAUACCUGUAAACCAAAGUUAGCAGAGAUUUUCUAAGAAUGGCUCCAAACAAACAAAUGAUUCUGAGCUCAUAAAGUAAUAUCAUGCUCUACAAUACUAAUGUGAUGCUUUAAAAGCAAACAAUGAUCAAUUAAAAGCAAAAGAGAUGGAAUAUGAGCAAUCAAUAAACAAAUUAAAAGCGGGAUAUUAUGAAGAAAGUGAAGCUAGAAAAGAAUUAGAAAACAAAAUUAAGUUGAUAAGUUAAAAAAGUAAUGCAUAGCAAUAAAAUACUAUUCAAGAAAGCGCUGGCUAUAUUGUCAAGGAGCUAAUUUAAAGAAAAAAGAACGAAAAUAAUCCAAGCAAUCAACUCUAAUUCAAUUAGAUUAGUGGUGAAGGUCUUAAUGAUAAUUAACUGCUUAAAGAAAUCAUUAACGGCUUAACUAUUUAGAUGAAUGAAAAUCAAUAAAAGUAUGACGAUGAAAAAGAAAAGCUGUAGGCAGAUAUUAGGAAAUUAAAAAAUGAACUAGAAUCUAAAAAGCAAGAGUGCUAGAAAAAUGUUUUAGAAAUAAAUAGAUUAAAUAAAGAACUUGAAUUUUCAGAGAUAAAAGAAACAUUAAAUGAUAGAGAAGAAGAAAUGACCUAGCUAAAAUAAAAGAUUGAAGAGUUAUAAAAAUAAAUUAGAUCUUUGUAGGAGAAACAUCUGAAUGACAAAAACUAAAUUAUCAAGGAAAAUGAAAAUUAUGUUGACAGACUUAAAAAAGAAUAUGAAGAAAGAAUAAAUUAUUAUAAAUAGUCACAAAAUGGUGGUCAGUUACCAUCCAGCACUAGCGAAGAUAAUAAACUACAGUCUGAAGCUCACAUAAAUUGUUUAGAGCAAAUAAAUGCAUUGUCAAAAGAAUUGGCAACCUGCAAAUAGCUUUAUCAAAGAGCUUUAAAUGAUGAAAUGGUUUAGACAUAGCAAUUAAUUAACAGUUUAAAUAACGCUAUUUUAGAAAAAAGAGAUAAAAUUGAUAAAAUUGAAGAGCAAAAAGGAGAGAUGUAAAGUUAAAUUAGCAACUUUAACAGCUAAUAUAAAUAGCUAAAAGAAAACUUACUUACAGCAAGCAUGUCUGUGACAUUAGAAAGCUCUCAUGUUCUAAGAGAUGGACAAUGUGAAAUUUUAAAGAACCUUAUAGAUAAGGUAAAAGAUAAGAAACAAAAAGCAUAAGAAAAAGCUAAAUAGCUUGAAAAAGAAAAUAAAAGACUACUUGAAGAAAGCAAGAGGCUCUAACAAACCAUAAAAGAUGUCGAAAUUAGAAAUUCUGAAAUAGAAAACUAAAACCAUGUUUCACAAUAGGAAUUAGUCAUUUUACAAGAAAGGAUAAAAGAUUAUGUAGAAGAGGACAAAAAAAAAUCUUAGGAAAUUGAGCUAUUAAAAAGUCAGGUUUCAUAAAUAGGCAAUAAAUCUAACAAACAUGACCUAGAAAACACAAUUGGAUUGACCUAAAAUGAUAAUUAGAAUGAUAACUUUUAGCUAAUGGAUAUAAAUUCAUAGUCUUUAGUCGUGCAUGAUGAAUCUGAAAGAUAGACUUAAUUGAAAAUUUUAGAUAUUAAUGAUGAAUUGGCUGUGUCUGAAUAGCCAAAAUUCUAAAUUGAAGUAUCUAAGUCUAGAGAGAGUUUAAAUAGUAUUUUAUCAAGCAAGCAUGGCGGUCCAAUAGUAAUUGAUUAAGUAUAUAAAUAAAAUAUAGCUAAAGAGUAUGAUAUACUUUUAAAUGACCAUACAUAACUUUAAAAGAAAUAUAAAGUUGCAUAUGCUUAGCUUUAAGAGAAACUUAAAUCAGAAGCUGUUCUCCAAGGCAUGAUUAAAACUGAAAAUGCUAAAAGAAAAACUCUUGAAAACAAUUAUAAAAAGCUACAAGAAGACUAUGAUAAACUAGAAAAAAUUAAAAAAGCAAAUUCUGAAAACAUUAAAAAAUUGUAAUAAAAAAAUGUUCAGAAUGAAAGCAUUAAAGAAUUCUUUGAGAAUUAAAUGAAAGAAUAUAAAGACGUUAUUGAAAAAUUACAGCAUCAGAAAAAAGAGCUUGAAGAUAAAUUAAAAAGUAAACUAUAGACAUCAAUGAGCAACGUUAAAGCUUCUUCAAUGAUAGAAGCUUCUUAUUACAAUAGCACAUCAAAUAUUGGCGAGAGCAGUAUUGUAGAACCAGAAAAGCUAUUGAACGAUUUAUAAGAUAAGAUAAAUGAAAAUUGCAUGUUAAAUAUGAAAAUAGAUGAGCUAAAUGAACAAAUUAAAGUUCUUACAUUACAUACUUAGUAAGAUGAAAGCAAUCAAGACAAGUAGACAAGUAUUUAAAAUUUAAUGAUAGAAAAUCAAGCUCUUAAACAUAAAGUAUAAAUUCUAACAGAGGAAAACGAAUAGCUUAAAAAUCAAGUUGAUAACUACUAAAUUGAAGCAUAAUUAGGAGGUUUAGAAACAAGUGACUUAAAAGUUUAAUGUAAUAAUUUACAAGCAAAAAUAUCUGAACAAUAAGAUAUUAUGAUUUAAAAUAAUUUGCAUAUUGAGAGCUUACAAUAGCAGAUCAAUCAUUUAAAAGAGCUACUUAUUAAAAAUUAAAUAGAUCAAGAAAUUUAAAUGUGUGAUUAAAUCAUAAAAUCCCCUUCAAUUAUUUAAGAUAAAUAAAAUGAAAAAAGUGAAAUCAAGCAAGAUCUUAAAGAUGAAGAAGAAAAAGAAGAACAUAAGUAGAAAUAAAUAUAAAUUCCAGAAUAAAAGUUGUAAGUCUAGAACAUCGAAGCUUCUUAACAACAAAAUAACCCUGCCUAGCAAGAAAUUAAUCCUUAAAAUAUGAUAGAAAAAAUAUAAAUUUUCAAUGAAUACAUGGUAUAAGACGAUUUCAUGUGCUAAUCUUCUGAAUUUAACCAAUACAACUAAGAAUAAUGUUAAAAAGAAGCGAGCGUAUUAAAAGACUUGACCGAUUUGAUAAAAAAUAUAUGA